This is a messenger RNA of Diorhabda carinulata, 4462 nucleotides long. Its product is annotated as mitogen-activated protein kinase kinase kinase 7-like. Gene Ontology annotation, molecular function: MAP kinase kinase kinase activity; magnesium ion binding; ATP binding. NCBI's taxonomy places the organism in Eukaryota, Metazoa, Arthropoda, Insecta, Coleoptera, Chrysomelidae. Bases 164 to 1771 code for a protein of 535 amino acids. Gene Ontology annotation, biological process: positive regulation of canonical NF-kappaB signal transduction; JNK cascade; protein phosphorylation. The record is from RefSeq and is a predicted model, not a curated record. The transcript has 8 exons.
CGUUACUAUGACAUUGACAGUAUGUCAACUUUGACGUUCAUCCUGACACUUGCUCCGAAAUUUAUAACCACUUUUUAUAAAAUUUUAUAAAUAUUUACGUGAAAUUAAUAGUAAUUCAAACAAAAUACUGCUUACUUCCAAAUAUGUGAUUAGUUUAUGUUCAAUGGCGUCUGCAGAUCUCUCAGAUAAUGAAAAUCAUCAAAUUGUAAGGGAAAUUGAUCACAAUGAAAUUGAGCAACUAGAGAUUGUAGGAGAAGGAAGUUUUGGUGUUGUUUAUAAAGGAAUAUGGAACAAUACAUUUGUAGCUGUAAAAAACAUUACUCGAGAGGAAGAAAAAAAAGCUUUUCUUAUUGAAGUGAGACAACUGUCAAGGGUGGACCAUGAAAAUAUAGUAAAACUUUAUGGGGCUUGCACUAAAGGAGCUCAAUUCUGUCUUGUAAUGGAAUAUGCUGAAGGGGGAUCUUUAUUCAAUGUUUUGCAUCGUUCAAACUUACAUUAUACAAUUGCACAUGCUAUGUCAUGGGCAUAUCAGUGUUCAAAGGGUGUGGAGUAUUUACAUGCGAUGCAACCUAAGCCUUUAAUCCAUAGAGACUUGAAACCACCAAAUUUGCUAUUAAUUAAUGGUGGUGUUCAUUUAAAGAUAUGUGAUUUUGGUACAGCUGCUGACAAAAGUACUUACAUGACUAAUAAUAAAGGUUCAGCCGCUUGGAUGGCACCUGAGGUGUUCACCUCUUCUAAUUAUACUGAGAAAUGUGAUGUAUUCAGUUGGGGCAUUAUUUUGUGGGAAGUUCUUUCAAGGAAAAAACCUUUUUACAACCAAGGCGGCUCUGCAUUUAGUAUAAUGUGGGCCGUUCAUAAAGGAAAAAGGCCUCCUUUAUUACGAAACUGUCCACCUGUAAUCGAAAAUUUAAUGACGUCAUGCUGGGACCAGGAACCAACAAAUAGGCCAAGUAUGGAAGAGAUCGCCAGAAAAAUGGCUGUUAUAUGUUCAUUACUUCCUGGUGCAGAGAAAUCUAUCCAAACAUCAGCAUACAAUUGUGAAGAUGACGAGGACAUUGCCGAAGUCGAAGAAGAGGAAGAGCAAGAUGAAGAAUAUUUUGAUACAGAAAUAGAAGACAUUUUCAAAGUACCUAUGAAUACAAAUGGAGAUAAUGCCGUUUUGACACUACCUCAACCAAAUGCAGAUUUCUUGAAACCUCUGACUGUGGAAUGUGAUCCUAAAGCAUGGGAUCGAGAAUUGGAGAGGAGCUAUUACAUGCAAACUAUGGCUGGAUUUGAUAAAGCGAUUCCGACAAAUGGCGAAGGUACAGCAAACACAAUACAAGCUGGUGUACAAAGCUCCACAGAAAAUCAACACACAAACCAAGACUUAAGCAAUAUGAAAGUACUUUUAGAUUCACUAGAUCCUCAUUUAAGACCGGCAACACCCGACCAUUCAGAUCCUAAAUCAGUAGCUUUGCUAGAGGAACACAUGAAACUGGCUGAAGAAUAUUGGAAGGUCCAAACAGAGCUAGUAUUAUUGACACAACAAAAAAAUAAAUUAUUGGUAGCCAAAGAAGAAGACGAAAGAAGAAAAAGGAAUCUUAAGGUUCUUCAAGAAGAAAAAGAGUCUUUGAUGGUCGCAAGAGACCUCUUGCAACAACAAAAAGAAUUAUCAUCAAGAGAUAUCUUGAGGCAACAAAAAGAUAGGCCAACGACUCCUUCAGGAAAUUCAUCAAGAAAUUCAAUAGAUAAUUGGGUGAUAGUACCAAGAGAAGGUCAACAAAGUUAGCGAAACCAUCAAUGUUGAUUUUUUUAUUUGGUAUGUUCUAAUUUUAAAACGUUACUAUUUUUAUCGGGACACCAAAAUUGUCAAAAAUAUGAUAAACGGUUCUCCUCUACACACACUCCAAUCCAUGAAAUCAAAUUUCUCAUAAACAGUUCAUUUUUAUUGAAGUUAUUUUUGGAGCUUAGAGUGUAGGGAUGAGCCUCCCCGAUUACUGUUUGUUUUGUAAAUUCAUUCAUACUGCAUAUGAAUGUACAUAAUCUUCUAAUGUAUAGUCUAAAAAAUUGUUUUAAUCGUUAAACGUUAUUUGACCACUUUCACUAAGUCUCAAAAUCUCUUUGAAAUAAACAACACUAUUAGGGGAGAUGGGUGGUGAAUAGGUUUUGACUUGGAAAAAUUUGUGCUAAAACCGAGAAAAUUUAUCAAUAGACUGUUUUAUUCAAGUACAUAACCUAUGUACCGAUAAUGCUAACGUAAUUAAUUUUCUCUUUAAUUUUCAAAAAAUUGUGUGUUUUCCGCUUUACCCUCAUAGUGACCUUUUGACUUUAUAAAUUUUCAGCCGGCACCAUGUCGAUGUUGAUUUUUCACAUCUUCAAUCUAACACCGUCAAACAUCCCUUAUAGUAUAAUUCUGAUCAUUUUUCAAUUGAAAACAACGAGUUACGUAAAACGAAUAUCAAACAUCAAUUUGAAGUAAUAUUUAUGCGAAUAAAGCUGAUUGUAAUGUAUUUACACUCAAAGAUUGCGGUUGACCAACUAUUGUUUUUUUUUUUUAUUAAAUAUUCUCAUCAAUCAAUUUCAAACGAUGUAUAAUUUAAUAAAAUAACAUAUAGUUGCAUAAACAAUCGCACUAAAUUCGAUUGUAUAUAAUUGUGGCAUUUUUUAUAGUCGUCCCGGAACUAAUACAUUGUAUAUUCAUUAACCAUUGAUUUAAAUAAAAUUUCAUUGGAAAAACAGAUACAUACAAAAUCGAGAAGUGGGAUCCGAGACUGUGAUAAACGUAAUUUAUGUUAUUAGAAUAUUAGUAAGCAAGUUUUUGCCAAAAUAGUGGUAUAAAAAAAUAGAAUAAUUUGUAUUAAAAUACAAACAGAAGAUAAGAUUAUAAAUUGUACAUUACCAAAUAAAAAAAUUAUUAUUAAUAGUUUAAAAUCUUGUAAUAUACAGUUUGUCCAUUUUAUCAAUAUAAAUUUUACAUAUAAUUGAAAAUGUAAAAUUCUCACACAAUAUGAAAAAAAUUAUAUUGUAGGUGCAUUUUCAACUUUUAUUCAUUGCUUUGUUCAGUGGGAAAUAUAACAACACGCUCAAGUAAAGAAAUUUAGUCACGUUUAAAAACCUAAAACUCCUCUUAAUAACACAAAAAUCAAAGUUUAUAACUUUUUUAUUUAAAAUUGAAUUUUUACUUCAAGUCUCCAUAAGUCGUCUUGUGCAUGACUUCUAAGUUCUUUACUACAGCUCUAAAGUCUAUUAAUCAAAGAGAUAUAGUAAACCGAAACAAUGAUCAGUGCGUAAUCAGCACGUGAACACCACUGGAGAAAUCAAUGGCACCAUAAUAUACCACAAAUAAAAAAUCGCGCUACAGGGGCGAGCGCCGCAUUGCUUAAGAAAUAAAGCGUUCUGGUGUAGUACAGGGACAGCAUCGUAUUAUCUUACUGCAGAGAUCAUUUUUUGAAAAGAUACUUUAUUUGAACAGUAAAAUGACACUAUUAACAAUUAAAAUUACGGUUUACAAUAUUGAUUAUUGAUCAGUCUUUUAUACAACAAAAAGUAUAAACUAAAAAACAUGUAAUUCAGCAAGAUCAUCAGUUUAAUAAAACAUUUGUUGAAUUGUGGAUCAGCAACUUAUAUUUGUUAUGACGGCUCUAAGUUCAAUAUCAUAUAUAAACCAUGGGUCAGUGAACUGUCACUAGCUAUCCUCCGCCUAAGAAGAGAACUAAAAAGCUUCAUUUUAACGCUAAAGAAUUAUAUUUGAUAAGUGGAAAAAGUGUAUUCAACAUGUCCAGAAAAAUGUUGAUUUACACACUUAUUAUAAAUGUUGAAGAUAGUGGAAGCUCAAUAUUAUCGCAGACUGUCUGGCAGGAAUAUUUCGAAGAAAUUGUGUACAUUGGCCUUCCGACAGCUUCGGCCAAUAGAAAUGCAUUUAUGUUUUCGAUUCGAUGUUUUCAUUGGUAAAAAGUGUAGAUGAUGGAUUUUGACACACAUUCUUCAUGUCCACGUAGACUUAGAUGUUUACCGGAUUUUAUACGGGGAAUAAACAUUAUAUUUCAUUUAUUAAUUUUGUAUGACUGCCUAUUUAUGAAAUAUUGAUUGUUCCUUGCAUAACUGUCUUCUGCAAUUGAUAUUGGAAGAACUAGGCAUUAAGUGGAACUCGAGAAAUAGAGAUAUUAUCAUUUUUGUACAAUAUAUUUUUAUAAAGUGGACAUUCUGUAUGAAAAUUGUCAGUAAUUACACCUUUCAUGAAGGUGUAUGUUUUAUAAGUAUAACAAAGUAUUUUAUUCUAUGAUACCGAGUGCCUUUUCUACUGUUUUUAAAUUUAUUGUAUAAUAGAAAUAUUCUACUGUGUAUGAUAAAAUGUGUAAAAAUGUAAAAAUACUUUAACUAAUUUUAGCUUUAGGUGAUUUUAUUUAUUUUUUAGUUUAUAUUUUUAUUACACAUUUUAAUUAUUGUAAAUUCUGUAUUUUAUUAAAAAUGUAUAAAAGUG